GGGCCAGGCUGCAGCCGGCCAGGCAAGAUGGCUGCCGUCGAGGCCGACAUGGGGUCGAUGACCCUGGAGUCGCUGCCCACCGAUCCGCUGCUGCUCAUCUUGUCCUUCUUGGAUUACCGCGACCUGAUCAAUUGUUGCUACGUCAGUCGAAGACUUAGUCAGCUAUCAAGUCACGAUCCACUGUGGAGAAGACAUUGCAAGAAAUACUGGCUAAUAUCUGAGGAAGAGAAAACACGGAAGAAUCGGUGCUGGAAAUCUCUCUUCAUAGAUACGUACUCAGAUGUAGGAAGAUACAUUGAUCAUUAUGCUGCUAUUAAAAAGGCCUGGGAUGACCUCAAGAAAUACUUGGAGCCCAGGUGUCCUCGGAUGGUUUUAUCUCUGAAAGAAGGUGCUCGUGAGGAAGACCUGGAUGCUGUGGAGGCUCAGAUUGGUUGCAAGCUUCCUGAUGACUACCGGUGUUCAUACCGGAUCCACAAUGGGCAGAAGUUAGUGGUUCCUGGGUUGUUGGGAAGCAUGGCACUGUCAAAUCACUAUCGCUCUGAAGAUUUGCUGGAUGUUGAUACUGCGGCCGGAGGAUUCCAGCAGAGACAGGGGCUAAAAUACUGUCUGCCUUUAACAUUUUGCAUACAUACUGGCUUGAGUCAGUACAUAGCGGUGGAAGCUGCAGAGGGCCGAAACAAAAAUGAAGUUUUCUACCAAUGUCCGGACCAAAUGGCUCGGAAUCCUGCUGCUAUUGACAUGUUUAUCAUAGGUGCUACCUUUACGGACUGGUUUACGUCUUAUGUCAACAAUGUUGUAUCAGGUGGCUUUCCCAUCAUCAGAGACCAAAUCUUCAGAUAUGUUCAUGAUCCAGAAUGUGUAGCAACAACUGGGGAUAUUACUGUUUCAGUUUCCACGUCAUUUCUGCCAGAGCUCAGCUCUGUACACCCACCCCACUAUUUCUUCACAUACCGAAUCAGGAUUGAAAUGUCAAAGGACGCACUUCCUGAGAAGGCCUGUCAGUUAGACAGUCGCUACUGGAGAAUAACAAAUGCUAAAGGCGAUGUCGAAGAAGUUCAAGGACCUGGAGUAGUUGGUGAAUUUCCGAUCAUCAGCCCAGGUCGGAUAUAUGAGUACACAAGCUGUACCACGUUUUCUACAACAUCAGGAUACAUGGAGGGAUACUACACUUUCCAUUUUCUGUACUUUAAGGACAAGAUCUUUAAUGUUGCCAUUCCCCGAUUUCACAUGGCAUGUCCAACAUUCAGGGUGUCUAUAGCUCGAUUGUUUUGGUAAUUUGUGCCUUUCAAGGAAUUUGUCCAUUUCAUCUAAAUGUUGAAUUUAUUGGCGUAAAGUUUCACAAUAUUCCCUUGAUAUCCUUUUAAUGACUACAAGAGCUGUAGUCAUAUAUCCUCUUGUUUUUAGUAAUUUAUGUCUUUUUAUCACACAAUUGUCACUUUUAUUGACCACUUAAAGGAACAACUUUGAGUUUCACUGAUUUUUUUCCUCUGUUGUUUGCCCUUUUUUUUAUUUAUUGAUUUCUGCAGUUUUGAUUUCUUUCCUGCUUUGGGUUUAAUUGGUUUUUCUUAUAACUUUUUAAGCUAGAAGGUGAUUAUUAUUGGAUUAUUGAGUGUGGACUUGUUUCUAAACAUCGUUUAGCUGUAUUUCACACAUUUAGCUCAAUAUAUUCUCAAAUUUCCUUUGUAACUUUGUGACUUUAGAGAAAUGUUAAUUUCCAAACAUUAUCUUUUUGGUUAUUGAUUUUUAAAAUUGUGUGGCUUGAGAACUUACUCUGUAUUUCUAAUAUUUUUAAUGUUUUAUGGCCAAAAUUAUGUAAAGAAGUUAUAUAUCUUGGUAAAUGACCUUUAUGUAUUUGAAAAGAAUGUAUAUUCUGCUAUGUGGGGAAUUUACUCUAUAAAUGACAGGUCAAGCUGUUUGAUUAGUUGACAGAGUUUUUCAAGUUACCUAUACAUUUAUUGUUCUUGUCAUGGUUUUUGUUCUGUCAACCACUGAAAAAGAUGAUUGUUGAAUCUCCAACAAAAAUACGGCUGUGUCUGUUCUCUUACUCCUGUCAGGUUUGCUUCAUGUAUUUUGAAGUUUCAUGAUUUGUGGAAAUAUACUUACAUUGUUACACCUUUUUUAAGGAAAUACUUCUAUUAUCAUUAUGAAAUCACUCUCUUUAUCUCUGAUAACAUUCCUUGUCCUGAAGAUUAAAGUGCAUGUGAGGUUUGGUUUGGCAGCACUUGAGUUGGGUCAGCUUGAUGCUUCUGAUGUUUGUUUGCAGUGUUUGUCAGGGUGAGUGUAAAGUAGUCCAUGCAAGGACAGUGGCUCUUGAGCAUUGCAGUCUUCGUGGCCUCCUUAGAUGUGGAAAACUCAUGAAGGACUUCUAAGAACUCUGGUUUACAUGGCUUAUGUUGGUAUUUAUCAUAUUAAAAAUUAAAACUGAAAACAUUAUAUUUUCAAUUCCUUUUAAAAUUACAAUAAAUAAAUCUUCUGAAUGUUCA
Messenger RNA from Jaculus jaculus (lesser Egyptian jerboa), 2483 nucleotides. It is a transcript of the gene Fbxo3, whose product is annotated as F-box protein 3. The record is from RefSeq and is a predicted model, not a curated record. Lineage: Eukaryota; Metazoa; Chordata; Mammalia; Rodentia; Dipodidae. Bases 28 to 1275 code for a protein of 415 amino acids. The transcript has 11 exons. Gene Ontology annotation, molecular function: protein binding.